GCUGCCGUCGUUUCCAUGGAUACAAGGAAAUCUCGCGUUCAGCUCAAAAUCUCGCACGGAAAGUAAGUUUUUCUAAAUCCUGUUUUUGUUCAGUCCCUUGAGCUGUUCAAAUAAAAUUUGCAAAUUGAGUAUUUUAUUUUUUUCACACACCAUAGUGUCAAAUAAUGACAUUCAAAUGCCCCAAUUAGGAACUUUUUUCAAAAUAAAACAUUAAAACAAACAAACAAAAUCAAAAACAGUAAUCUUUCAGCAGCUCUGUCAGAUUUGUCUGUGGUAAAACAAUGACUUCCAGGAGAAGACUGUAAGCACAAAAACAGAUUAAGACACUCCCACUUUCAACAGUUUUGUUUUCGGAGAAAGUGAAAGUUACAGAUAACGGGAUGAGAUGGCAGAGAGAUGCGAAGCCACCGAAUCUUUAUUCUGCUCCAUAUGUUUGGAUGUGUUGAGGAGCCCUGUGACUCUUCACUGCGGCCACAGCUACUGUAAGGACUGUGUGAACGGGUACUGGGACCAGGGUGGUGUUUACAACUGUCCCCAGUGCAGACACACUUUUACUCCGAGACCUCUGCUGAGCAAGAACACAGUGCUGGCUGAUUUGAUGGUAAGAAUGUCUGUGGUGGGACAGAAAACCCUUCCUGCAAAGGAUAAAGUCGCUCCAGGGGAUGUGGAGUGUGAUUUCUGCAUUGUGAGGAAGCUGAAAGCUGUCAAGUCUUGCCUCGUGUGUUUGGCCUCUUACUGUGCCACCCACCUGCAGCCUCACUACAAGUCUGCUGCUUUCAAAAGACACAAGCUGGUGGACGUGUCAUCCUCCAUGCAGGAGAAGAUCUGCUCCAAGCAUGACAAGCUGCUCGAAGUCUACUGUCGCAGUGACGACCAGUGCAUCUGUCUGCUCUGUGUGAUGGACCACCACAAAGAUCAUGACAUAGUCUCGGCUGCAGCAGAGAGGAAAGAGAAACAAAAACAAUUUGGAAAGAAGACACAAAGAUAUCAGCAAACAAUGCAAGAAAAAGAGAAGCAGCUGCUGCAGAUGAAGCAGAACAUGAAAAUACUGCAGUGUUUUAGAGAUGCAGCAUUUGAUGAAAACGAGAAGGCCUACAACGAAAUAGUUCUGAUGGCUGACCAACGGCGUUGUGCCAUGAAGGAGCUGAUCACAGAUCAGGAGAAGGCCGUUGCUAGCCUUGCUGAGGUCCUCAUGGAUCGACUGCAGCAGGAGAUCAGAGAGCUGAAGAAGGCAGAGAAUGAGCUGAAGCAGCUGUCAGUCACUGAGGAUCACAUUCACUUCUUGCAGCACUGCCAGAAGACUUUUGGCUGCCCAGAACCUGACAUGUCGUCUGAUUGCGACAUCCAGCUACACACACCUUUUGACUUUGUGGCAAAGGCUGUUUCUGACUUGAGAGACAAAAUGGAAUCCAUUUCGAAAGCUUUUGCCGAGAUAUCUGAGACAAUUCAAGUUGAAUCUGAUCCCAAGACAAGACAGGAGUUUUCCUUGUAUUCCUGCUGCCUCACUUUGGAUCCCAACACAGCAUUUGAAAACCUGUUGCUCUCUGAGGGGAACAGCAAGGUGACCUGGAUUAAAAAAACCCAGAAUCAGCCGAACCACUCGGAGAGGUUCACCAAAUAUAAUCAAGUGUUGUGCACUGAGGGUUUGUCUGGAGUCUGCUACUGGGAGGUUGAAUGGAGCGGGCCCAGGGUGGAGGUCGCUGUGUGCUAUAAGGUAGAGGAUCUGGAUGAAAGUGGCUUUGGGUACAGCGACAAGUCCUGGUGCAUUUCCCUUUCAAAAUCUCUUUGCUCGUUUUGGUCUAACGACAUCGUGACCAAAACAUCCAUCCCUUGUUCUCCUACAGUGGGAGUGUAUCUGAACCAUAAGGCAGGGAUCCUGUCCUUCUACAGCGUGGCAGAUUCUGGUGAAAUGAAGCUGCUUCACGGAGUAAAAACCACAUUCUCACAGCCUCUGUACCCCGGGUUCAUAGUCUCCAAGGGUUCCUCAGUUAAGAUAGUUAAACCAGGGGGGCACAGGUAGCUCAACAGGUUUAGUGGGUGACCCAUAAACAGAGGCAUCAGUCCCUGAUGUAGCACCCUGGGUUUGAUUCCAGCUCAUGGCCCUUUGCUGCCGGUCUUCUCCCCAUUCUUCACCCUACUUUCCUGUCUGCCUCUCAACUCACCUAUCUAAUAAAGCCAACAAAAGGCCAAAAAAUAACUUUAAAAAAUGAUAGUCAAACCAGAGCAAAGGGCUGUUUGAGUGAACAUCACUGACACAUUAAGUUUUCUUUCUUUAUCUAUGCACAAUGUUCACUGCAAGUUCGCUCUGAAAAUCUACAGCUUUUCCCCCUUGUAGUCAAAACCUAACUGUAUUCUGACAGUUACUCCUUUUUUACAUAAAUGUAAAUGUGAGCUGUUAUAUGCAGUAAUAUGUCCUUGGAUUUAAGACUGUUGACUGCGAAUCUAGUUUCUCCCUGUGUACUUAAACACAGCAGCAUUCAGGGGGACACACAUGAACACAUAACAGGGACAAUAGAGCUGAACAACAGUGUUAAAAUGUGAAAAGGAACUAAAAUAAAUGUGUUUAAAACUGUUGAACAUACCCUCUUAACCAGCACAAGUCAUUUCUAUCACAUUUGCAUGUUUUACUUUUGUCAAUAAAAAGUUAAAUUAC
Messenger RNA from Acanthochromis polyacanthus (spiny chromis), 2653 nucleotides. Its product is annotated as tripartite motif-containing protein 16-like. The coding region runs from base 386 to 2020 and encodes 544 amino acids. The record is from RefSeq and is a predicted model, not a curated record. The transcript has 6 exons. Gene Ontology annotation, molecular function: protein binding; zinc ion binding. NCBI's taxonomy places the organism in Eukaryota, Metazoa, Chordata, Actinopteri, Pomacentridae.